Molecule: messenger RNA, 1353 nt
Organism: Diaporthe citri
Lineage: Eukaryota; Fungi; Ascomycota; Sordariomycetes; Diaporthales; Diaporthaceae
Exons: 6
Coding region: 1-1353 (450 amino acids)
Molecular function (GO): oxidoreductase activity, acting on CH-OH group of donors; flavin adenine dinucleotide binding
Source: RefSeq, a predicted model, not a curated record
AUGGGUACUGAUCAUUCGCAAAGCCACAGCGUCCUGCUGAUCGAGCGGGGCCCGCCCUCGUCAGGAAGAUGGAAACCCAACGUGGAAACUGCUGCACUACCCUUUGACAACUGGAGGCCAGGGUGGCUAAACGGAUACAAUGUCGUGUCUGCUGCCCUGGCAGCGGCUGGCUGGAACAAUGUAACGGCGAACGAGGUGCCCGACGAGAAGAACGGGACGUUCAGCUACGCGAACUAUCACUACAGGUACGGGUACCGCAACGGACCGGUGGAUACGUAUCUCGAGACGGCCAGAUCGAGGACCAACUUCGCCCUGUGGACAGACACCGGUGUGCGCCGCGUGGUGCGGGAUGGCGGCCGAAUCACAGGCGUGGAACUGGAGUCGAACUCGCGCGGAGGAGAGGUUGUUAACGUCACUGCCAACACAGGGCGUGUGAUCCUCCCUGCCGGGUAUUUCGGAUCACCGAAGAUCCUGUUCCGGAGUGGUAUCGGGCCUGAUGAGCAGUUACAGGUCGUCGCCGACUCGGAAUCCGACGGACCGACUUUCAUUGAUAAGUCGCAGUGGCUUCGACUGCCGGUUGGGGAGAACCUCAAAGAUCAUCAGGUGACCGACUUUCAGAUCUCGCAUUCUUGUGUCAAGAACCAUGACUGGUCGAACCAAAUAUGGGCCAACCCGGUUCAGAGUGAUGUCGAGCAGUAUUUGCAGAACCGCAGCGGCAUGUUGGCAAGCCCUCCAAACAACCACGGCAUGGCCUGGGAAGUCCUCGACGGGUCUCUAUUCUCCGAUGGCAGGUCGAGGCAGAUACAGUGGACAACAAGAAUCCAGAAUCCUGGGCCUCCUCACAACGUCUUAUCGUUAUCACAGUUUGUAGGGCGUGGCUCUUCCUCCGUUGGUCGUCUCACCAUCAACUCGAAUAUGACGAUUUCAUACGCGGAAAUCCCUUAUUUCCAGACAGAUGAUGACAAGAAAGCUUGUGUCAUUGCCGGUGAGCGCAUGAUAGCUGCUCUAAGGGCAGACCCGGAGAUAAGCCUGGUGAAGCCAGCUUCCAACCAGACCGUUGCGGAAUACGUCAACAGUGUUGCCAUCCGCAUCGCAUCACGCCGCGGACUCCACCUCAUGGGCACUGCGAGAAUGGGAGCCGACAGCGGCCUAAAUAGCACUCAGGGACAGGUCGUUGUGGAUUCUGACACCCGGGUAUACGGGACAGACAACCUCUUUGUCGUGGACGCCAGUAUCCUGCCCGGGAUGGUGACAGCGAACCCCACAGGGACGAUCUUUUCCGUGGCGGAGAAGGCGGCGGAGAGGAUCCUCAGUCUCUCGAAUAUUGCCAAGGCGAAGAGGGGUGUCUUUUGA